Molecule: messenger RNA, 2484 nt
Organism: Microplitis demolitor
Lineage: Eukaryota; Metazoa; Arthropoda; Insecta; Hymenoptera; Braconidae
Product: homeotic protein proboscipedia
Exons: 4
Coding region: 1-2451 (816 amino acids)
Biological process (GO): regulation of DNA-templated transcription
Molecular function (GO): DNA binding; DNA-binding transcription factor activity, RNA polymerase II-specific
Source: RefSeq, a predicted model, not a curated record
AUGGCUGAACCUUGUCCCAAGACUGGCAAACCAAGAAAUAAGAUUAGACCAAAAAUAGCAGUCCUGGCGAACGACGGGUGUACUAGUACAACGGGCGUUGAAGGCGACUUCUGGCUGGCCUCGGUUGCCGCAAGAACAGGUGCCGGGGCCAGUCCACCGUCGCAUGCUUCUCUACCCACGAUGGACCCAACUUGUGGUUCGAAUGAAACUGGUUUCAUUAAUAGUCAGCCUUCAAUGGCAGAAUUUAUGACAGCAUUACCACAACUCGCGAACGAUGGUCCUCUUCAAGAAACAUCUGGAAGCAGUAGAGCUCUAAGCCCUGGAACCCAUCAUUCUAAUUACCAUGACAUAUUAGAUCCUCACAAUGCUCCGGAUCCAUCGACUAUAAAUGUUCCUGAAUAUCCAUGGAUGAAGGAAAAAAAAACUACAAGAAAAAAUAAUCAACAAGAAAAUGGAUUGCCACGAAGACUACGGACUGCUUACACAAAUACUCAACUACUUGAGCUCGAGAAAGAAUUUCAUUUCAAUAAAUAUUUAUGCCGUCCAAGAAGAAUUGAGAUUGCAGCUUCAUUGGAUCUCACGGAAAGGCAGGUGAAAGUAUGGUUUCAAAAUCGUCGAAUGAAGCAUAAAAGACAGACGUUGAGUAAAGAAGAUUGCGAUGAGAAAGAUAUUUUAUCUUCGGAAGGCGUAGAAAACCUUAAAGGAGAUAAAUCGCUCACAGAUGAAGACGAACAGAAAAACUGCCGUAAAUGUGAUAUUUCUGGUGGAACUACUAUAAAAAAUACUCUAAAUGAAAUUAGUGAUAAUAGUUUAUUGCAUUCUGGCAAUAAUUCCUUGAAUACUACGAAUAAUAGGGGCUCGAGUUCAAAUGUGACAUUUAAUAACAACAGUAACGGUGCUAGUAGCAUCGGUAGUACAAAUAGUGUAUCAAGUUCAUUUGAACGAUUGAUAGCUGAUGAAGAUUCAAAAUCCAAUGACAACUGUGCAAUAGCAUCCCCAAAAUUGACCGUAAAGAAAAUAAAUGAAGUGAAAAUUAAAAUAGAAAGUGAUCACAAAAAUUUGAACUCCGUUCAAAGUCAAUUAAUUAUAAGCAAAAAAUCUCCAUCGACUUGUACUCAGGAAGUAUGCAAAAUUACAAAUAGUGGAACUAGAUUAGCUAUUUCGGAUCCAACUGGAGUAAAUCCGUCUGUACCUGGUCAAAAUUCAUCGACUAGAAGUUUAACACCAUCAUCAACACCAGGAACUCCAGCAUCUAUUCAAUUACAGCAAGGCAGUCCCUUAGGAGUUCAAUCUAAUCCAAUUGCUUACAUGCAAAGGUCACAAAGUUCUCCAUCAUCUGUAAAUUCUGUUCUUAAUACUGUUACCCAUGAUCAUUCUAACACUGAUCUUAAAACAUCCCAUGCAUCACGAAAUAAUCCUAUUGCGUCGCAGAUAAACACUCAUCCAUUACAAAAUGCGUAUCAAACAACAAAAAAUUUCGAUUAUCGAAAUAAGCAAACUAUUAGCAGGCAAAAUUUUCAAAUCUCAACUCAUCAUAAUCAAUCCCAAAGUCUGUAUGGUAAAAGAGACACUUAUCAGCAACGUAUGCUACUAACGAAUGAAGUACAUCCACUAUAUUCUCGAAAUAACCAAAUAACUGCAAGUAUAGCAAAUCAUAAUAAAAGAACAAAUGCAACGUCUAAGCUUAAUUACAAUCCCCCAACGCAAUAUCCGCAACAGCAAAUGUUUUAUUUACAUUCAAGCGAUUAUAACGGAUACUUACAAAAUGGACCUAACUAUCAUACAUCAUAUCAUAAAAACAUGCAAAGUGAAAAUAUUUAUGGUAUCACUCAAAGUUAUCCUAACUCUCAUAAUGAUCAUACGUCGGAAGGGUAUAUAAGUGGUAAUAACUACAAUUAUACUGCAUCCGGAAUAUAUCAUACAACUGAAGAAAGUAUAAAUUCACACCACCAGCCCAGUAUGUCAUUGCAAACAGGUCAUCAUUACUAUAAUAGUAUCCCCCCUCAACCAUUGCAACAAGAAAAUCCUACAGAAGUAUAUGCUGUUCAUGGGCCAUCUAUUCCAUCGAGUCAAGGCGAAGAGAGAUAUGUGAACAAAUAUUCGAGCACUUACUAUACACCAAAUACUCAAUUACAGAUUCACCAUGGUGGUGAAGCUUCAAAUAUUCCUAGUAGCUAUGUAUCAUCUCCAGAUCCUUUCCCGACAUCUGGAAUAACAACUACGGCAACAGCCAUAGCUGCUGCUACUGCUACUGUCAUUACUCCUCCAGAAAGUGUUGGACAAGUCGAAAACAACUCAGAAUCAUAUGAUAAUUUAAAUAAUUUUUAUGUUGAUCCAACUCAUGCUGUAGCAUCCUCGCCAUCGGCUGAUACUAGCAAUAAUUGCUCUGACUUUAAUUUUCUUAGUAAUUUAGCCAAUGACUUUGUGCCAGAAUACUACCAACUAAGCUGAGCUUUUGAAAACAAAAUCUAAUCAGCAGGACUG